AUGGAAUCAAAUAAAAUUCCAUCUCAUUAUUCGCUGCGUGUUAGAAAACCAAGCGACGAUCAAAAAUUAUGUAAACCUAAUUCAAAACGAAAGGCAACAAAUAAUCCCGAUUCUAAAGACGUUAAACAGCGAAAAGUUCCCGCGAAGGCUAAAAAAGUUCAAAUUUUAAAUGUGUGUAAUGAUCACAAUAAACGGAGUUUGCAAUUUCAAGUUAAUAAAACCUCGGUUGGUAAUCAUUACCAAUCUUCAGAUGAAGAGGAUAUUUCUAAGAAGUUACCAACAAACCUUCGAUCCAUCCUCCGUUCUUCAGAAACACCAAAAAAAAACCAUCGAGUUUCUUGGAACCCAGAUUUAGUCGAAGAAAUUGAUAUAACCCCCACUUUAUCGCCUCCUUUCAAUUCUAAAUCGUUAAACGAAGAUUUCGAUUUCCAUUUUAAUCAAAUUUUGGAAAUACAAUUAGACACUAAUGGACCAAAAGUAAUCGUAGAACCGAUUGAGACAGAGAUUUUUGCAGCAACUAUUUCCAAUCUAUUACUUCAACCGAUUAAUAAGAUAGAAGAUGUUCCGAUUCAAGCAGAAUUUCAAUCGCGUCUCAACGCAAAUGAAGACUUACACGACAUUAUGGAUUCAUUUUUGAACAAAUACGAGGAAGGAGACAUGGAAAUGAGAUGAAAUAAAUUGAUUAGUUAAAAAAAUUGAGACUGAUGUUGAAA
Onthophagus taurus is the source of this 713-nucleotide messenger RNA. Lineage: Eukaryota; Metazoa; Arthropoda; Insecta; Coleoptera; Scarabaeidae. The record is from RefSeq and is a predicted model, not a curated record.